UGGUCUGGGUAGCCCUGCCGGUGUCAGACUAGAGGCUGUGAUGGAGCAGCUCCAGAGACAACAGGAGGCUGGGGGUGGUCUGGGUAGCCCUGCCGGUGUCAGACUAGAGGCUGUGAUGGAGCAGCUCCAGAGACAACAGGAGGCUGGGGGUGGUCUGGGUAGCCCUGCCGGUGUCAGACUAGAGGCUGUGAUGGAGCAGCUCCAGAGACAACAGGAGGCUGGGGGUGGUCUGGGUAGCCCUGCUGGUGUCAGACUAGAGGCUGUGAUGGAGCAGCUCCAGAGACAACAGGAGGCCAAGCUGGAGAUGGACCGGCAGGAGAAACACCUCCGCCAGGCCCAGACGAUGUUUGCUAAACACGUAGCCGUCGCCUGGGUCACUGGAGCCCCCCUGGACUCUGCCUUCCUGGGCAAACGGGUGGAAGGAACCGGGACAGGAAGGACUCCUCAGAUGGGUCAGCAACAGACAGAGGCUGGUGGCAGUAACGACAACACUCAGAGUUGUGUGGAUAGGGGGGACGAUAACAGAGAAGAGGGAGGUGUGAUGGAGGAUGAAGAAGAAAGGAUGGAAGGUGAAGAAGAGGUUGAUGAUGUUGGAAUGGGGCGUGGCCACAUGACAAAGAUGUCUCCCCUCCAGCAGGAGCGUUCCUUAUCAUCUUUUUGUCCGUCUUCAACCUCUCCAUCAGCGGCUGCCAAACACAGAGACGCUUCCCCUCCUAUGAAUCUAAAGCGAAGGUCUGGGGAGAAGGACCUGUCUACCACAGAACAACACUCCUUCACAUCUUCCAAUGGAUUUGGAGAUUGGAGGUUUGAUGAUGGAACAUUUAAGCAAAUGGUUAUUUCUGUCGGCACGAUGCACAAAGAAUCCUGGUGGCUGUACCGACUCGGACAGCAUAUAUCCCGAGAGAGCCAUGUUUCUCUGAAACAGAGUAUGUUACAAUCCCUGAUGUCUCUCUAGAAAGCAACCCGUGCCCUAAUUUUGUCUACCUUGUUAUCUAGAGACUGGACAUUAGCGAGUAAUGUACUCGAAAGCAGUGGGUGGUGUGCGUGCCUCCAAAGUCUGACCAGAAUGCUUCUCCGUCUUCCUCUUCUGCGGCGACAUUGGUUUGUGUCGACCUCUGGAAUCAGUUCAAAUGCCCUGGGUGGUUCGGACAAAGGAUCCGCUUUGGGAAUGUCGUUGUGCUGGUAAGUGGACGUCGCUCUGAUAUCCAAUAGUUAUUCUCCGGCUGUAUGUAAUAACACUCUUUUGGGCUAACAAUUGUCAUGACGUUGCCCUCUUUGAGUACAGCGAGCACCAUCCCCCGCUCUCUGCUUCUACAACCAGACUGCUGUGGUCAGAGGUCGUAAAUGUCUCAGAAGACCCUGCCUCAUGGCCACACAGUAUUAGAGAUAGGGUAAACAUUCCCAGACGACAAAGGAAAUCCUUCCACCUCACAGAACUUGAGGUACGAACACAUUUCAUGUUCCAGAGAAAGUGUAAAAGAUCGGUGAAGAAUCCAG
Oncorhynchus gorbuscha (pink salmon) is the source of this 1497-nucleotide messenger RNA. RefSeq lists its product as uncharacterized. The transcript is spliced from 2 exons. The coding region runs from base 41 to 955 and encodes 304 amino acids. The record is from RefSeq and is a predicted model, not a curated record. Lineage: Eukaryota; Metazoa; Chordata; Actinopteri; Salmoniformes; Salmonidae.